AUGUCGACCGCCGGCGACGUGGAGGUGGAAGUGCACGAGGAAGACCGGGAAGGCGGCGGCAGUAACCCGGGGAGGUGCGCGGCGUGCAAGUACCUGCGCCGGCGGUGCGCCCACGACUGCGUGCUCGCCCCCUACUUCCCGGCGUGGCAGCCCCACCGCUACGCCUCCGUCCACCGGGUCUUCGGCGCCAGCAACGUCGCCAGGUUGCUUCAGAGCUUGCCGGUCGGUGAGAGAGCUCAGGCGGCGGAGGCGAUGGCGAUGGAGGCGCAGUGGCGGGUGGAGGACCCGGUGUACGGAUGCGCCGGGAUCAUCAGCCGGCUGCAGGAGGAGAUUCCGGCCACGCAGUGCGAGCUCGCCAGGACGCGGGCGCAGCUCGCCAUCGUCCCCGCGCACGGUGCGCAGCUGCAGGGUUCCACGGCUGCUCUUCCGCCACAGCGAGACGACGGCCACCGCGUCCCCGUCACGCAGAUGCAAGGCCAAGGGCAGGGAGAGGCAGACGACGGCCACCGCGUCGCCGUCACGCAGAUGCAGGGGAAGGAAGAGGGGGUGCCGUUGCUUGACCCGGACGACGGCCAGCGCGUCCCCGUCGCGCAGAUGCAGGGGCAGGGGGGAGAGGCGGUGACGCUGCUUGACCCGGACGCGUUCCGGAACUCGACGGGCUCUGAGCUCUGA
Molecule: messenger RNA, 672 nt
Organism: Aegilops tauschii subsp. strangulata
Lineage: Eukaryota; Viridiplantae; Streptophyta; Magnoliopsida; Poales; Poaceae
Source: RefSeq, a predicted model, not a curated record